This is a messenger RNA of Dendronephthya gigantea, 1889 nucleotides long. RefSeq lists its product as uncharacterized. The transcript has 7 exons. Gene Ontology annotation, molecular function: carbohydrate binding. NCBI's taxonomy places the organism in Eukaryota, Metazoa, Cnidaria, Anthozoa, Malacalcyonacea, Nephtheidae. The record is from RefSeq and is a predicted model, not a curated record. The coding region runs from base 7 to 1545 and encodes 512 amino acids.
GUUCAAAUGGAUUUCUCAAAAGAAAACGUUGAUUUUCUUGCUGUUUUGGUGUUUUUCUUGUUCAUGGAAAAAGCCAUUGUGCUUUCAUGUGAAUUACCAUCGGGAAAAAUUUCACCAUGUGGCGAUAAAUUCAGUUGUCCGAAAACUUGCUGUCAAAAUGGGAAAACUCGACCCAAUUGCUACUUCCAAAAUAACGCCUACGGUGUUAUUCAGCACAACAACGGGUUAUGUAUGAAAUUGAAAGAUGAUUCCUACCAGAAUAACAACCAUCUCAUUUGGUCUCGCGACUGCACCUCAAAAAAUGCAUUCUUUCUGGUUUCAAACGAUCAUCCGAUCUUCCAUAUUGCUUCUGGAAUGUGUAUCUUGCCAAACGGACGCUUGAGUAACCCAAAAGAUAAAGCUCUCGUUCUUAAAAGCGCUCAUUCAAAUAAGGAUUCCUGCAACGCAGGCACUGUGAGUUAUCGUCCGACGAAAAAUGGCAACCUGGAAUAUUUCUACCUCGGUCGGUCGCUAAGAGUGUGCAUAGGAAGUAAAUCCGAAGGAGGUCCGAAAGAAAACGAUCGUGUUUACAUCUUGGAAAAAGCUUGUGAUGGUUUGAAUUGCUCAGAAGCAGUCAGCUAUGUGAACCAACGCAUGUUUUCCGAGGGAAAGAAUGCCGACUUAAGAUGUGAACCGUGCUCAACAAUAAAGAUAAUUUGGGCAAAUUUCGGUGUCAUGCAUACAAAUAGUUAUCCAUACGUGAUUUCCUCAAGUAUCAAGAACUGUGUAACAACAACUGCAACCAGUGUGGUACAAGGAAAAUGCGACGGAAAAACGCAAUGCUUUUUCGCUGUCAAAGAUGCUGAUUUUUUGCAAACGAACUGUCGACGUAGAACGUUUCUACUCGUCCGCUACACUUGUCGUAAAGGAAAAAUGCAAGGGAUCCGACCACCGAGUGGAAAGCUGCCAAAAUCAUCCUUAGAUGACAAGCUAGCCAUUAACACCUUAAAAAAUGUUUCAAAGAUUAAAAAUGAAGCGGAUGAUUCACAGAAAGUUGGCAACAACAGCGAAGACGCCACCACAGAUUCUACAAAAUCUGAUGAUCAGGUUUCGCUGUAUUUCUUUAUCGCGAUUGUAUCGUCGGGUGUCGUCGUCGGAAUCAAUUUUCUGAUCAUUUUAUUGGUCGGUUGCCGUCGAUUGAUAAACGGCAAGCCAUCCAAAACUCGACAGGCAAACCCAGAACCAGAAGCUGGAGUACCAGGGACCACCGGGGCCACUUCAGCCCUCGGGGGAUCCCACACACCCACCUCCCCGCGUUUCUCUGUCGAAACCGCCGUUUACGAUGAACCGUCGAACGAUAAGGUUGGAGAAAUUGGGAGAAAUUCAUCGUAUGAAAGCGUGGAUGCAAUCACGUUGACUCGAAGUGGCGCUGGCUACGAAUUGCCACACAGAAGCUACAUUAGGCAAAGUGAAGUAAGGUAUGAAAACUGCUUGUUUAAUGGCUACGCCGAACUUAAUCAAAUGAGAGAUCAAGGAAAUUACUACGCAGGCCUUAAACCAAAUUGAAGACUAAUUCUAUACCCGGGGCCAGUUGUAUAAAACCCUUCAACUACACUUUGCAUAGUUAAAUCCUAGUUAACUCAGAAAUACACAACUCUGAUUGGCAAAUUCUGUCCUUACUACAUUUAAAAGUUAACUAGUUUUUUAUACAACUGCCCUCGGUCUAUAUUUCUCGAAAUUUCACCAAAAAUAUACCUUUCCUUAAUUAACUUAGGAAAACGCUUGAAGUUGCAGAUAUUCUAUAAAUAUAAAACCCCGUUAUCAUUUGUAAUGUUUGAUGAGGUUUCCGUAGCGGACAUCGUCUUUUGAUGGAAGUAAACGAGCGAAUAAUCACAAAGCUCUGAUGUAUG